CAGAACUGUCAAAACCGUCGAGACAGAAAAAUCAUUUUUUUCGUCACAAAAGUGUUUUGUGUUGUUAGUAGUGAAGAUUGCGAAUAUUUACAUUGCGAAAUAGAAUAUCGCGCAUAAAGCAAUAACAAUUCGCGGAGGAAAAAUGAGCAUCAGCGAUAAAAACGAUGGAAUUACCCGAGAGGAAUGGCAAUCCCGGCUGGAAACGUUUCCCUUCAAACAGGACGACAUCAACAAACUGAUAAUGAAUUAUCUGGUCACAGAGGGAUUCAAAGAAGCAGCUGAAAAGUUCCAAGCAGAAUCCGGAGUGGAACCCUCGGUAGAUCUCAGCUCACUGGACAACAGAAUAUUGAUACGGGAAGCCGUGCAGAAUGGACGGAUACAGGAGGCCACACAUCUGGUCAACCAGCUGCACCCGGAACUACUUGACAACGAUCGCUAUCUCUACUUUCACCUUCAGCAGCUGCAUCUUAUUGAACUGAUCCGGGCAGGAAAAAUUGAAGAGGCACUUACCUUCGCGCAGACGCAGAUUUCCGAAGCCGGCGAAAGCAAUCCAGAGGUACUGAACGAAUUGGAACGAACCCUGGCAUUGCUGGCGUUUGAGAAACCCCAAAACAGUCCGUUUGCCGAUCUUCUUGAUCAAACUCACCGACAGAAAGUGGCCAGUGAACUUAACGCAGCUAUUCUCAAGAUGGAGCACCAGGAACAGUCCAGCCCAAGAAUGAUUAACGUUCUCAAGCUGAUCCUCUGGGCUCAAGCCGAGCUGGACAAGAAGAAUGUGAAAUAUCCGAAAAUGAUCGAUCUGGCAACGGCUACUAUUGAUCCUAAGUAAAGACGGUAAAAGAGGAAUUAAUAUAUAUUAAUCUUAUGUGUACUAAUUUAGCAGUCGUGCUUUUCCCUACAUUGGAUUAGAUAGAAAAGUUCUGAACAAUUUGAGGGCCCAAGCAAAUGGAAUGACAUGAUAGAUUAAAAAAAUUGGUUUUGUAUUGAGAGGGUUUUGUUCGUAUACUUACCUAGCACAUUGAAGUUAAGUUUCUUUUUUAGUUUUAUUAUUGUAAUAUCUCAGAUGAAGCUUCACAAUCAUUCAAUAGAUCAAUACGCGUUACUUUCAUUCAUUCAUUGUCUUUAGAAGCCAAUACCUACAAAAGUCCAUAACUUUCAGAUCGUUCGCUUAUAUUUCAUAUUUUUCUUCAAAAGUUUUCAUGAUUGACGCUUUCAUAUUUCUAUAAAUAUUCCUGUUUUUUAUGUUAUAUUCAAUGUGAAUUUCCUUUUAAAUACUCGCACGUAAUCGAUUCCAUAUUAGUCAUCCAUUGAAAUAAUAUUUUAAUCAAGGCGUUCAUUUCUCAAAGCCACACAUAAGACGUAAAUGAUUUAUCUAAGCAAAUCAAGAAUACAUAUAAAAGUAUGGAAGCGUAAUAUAUCAUGAUUAAUGUAUUUUUUGUAAACAAAUUUUAAAAAAUAGUUUUGCUGUAAUGAGAGUGGUCUAAUAAAUUAGGAAAGUACGACUGUCUUGUGCUGAUAAAAAUGUCAAUGAUAAAAGAAUGGAAAUAUACAAUAAAGCAGUGUUUCGGGUUUCA
Messenger RNA from Aedes aegypti (yellow fever mosquito), 1574 nucleotides. It is a transcript of the gene Hou, whose product is annotated as glucose-induced degradation protein 8 homolog. The transcript has 3 exons. NCBI's taxonomy places the organism in Eukaryota, Metazoa, Arthropoda, Insecta, Diptera, Culicidae. The record is from RefSeq and is a predicted model, not a curated record. Gene Ontology annotation, cellular component: nucleus; cytoplasm. Gene Ontology annotation, biological process: proteasome-mediated ubiquitin-dependent protein catabolic process. Gene Ontology annotation, molecular function: protein binding. Bases 143 to 829 code for a protein of 228 amino acids.